Messenger RNA from Brassica oleracea var. oleracea, 634 nucleotides. Its product is annotated as polyadenylate-binding protein-interacting protein 5-like. The transcript has 3 exons. Bases 186 to 566 code for a protein of 126 amino acids. NCBI's taxonomy places the organism in Eukaryota, Viridiplantae, Streptophyta, Magnoliopsida, Brassicales, Brassicaceae. The record is from RefSeq and is a predicted model, not a curated record. Gene Ontology annotation, molecular function: ubiquitin binding.
AAUCACUCUACUUAUCAUCAUUUCUUUUGAUUUACAAUUGGUUUUUGAUUUGUUCAUGCAGUAACACGAUUCGUGACCAGUAACUUUAUUCCCAAGGAAAAACCAAUGAAGCCAGGAGGAACAUUUGCAUUGCAUUGAAUCCCCAUGCAGCCUCAUAUGUACCACUAUCCAAAAGAGUUGAUGAUAUGGAUGGCUUGGCCACACAUAUUGUGCAGGGACAAGAACAUAUGUUCAUGCCCAACAACGCAUCUGAAAUGGCAUACAAGCAGAUAAGAGAUGAUGAUGAUUUGGAUUUGGAGAUGGAUAUAGACAUGGAUAUUGAAUACCUUCUGGUGACAUUCUCUGGUCUCUCACAAGAGUCUAUAACUGAUGUAUACCUGGCGAACAGCGGUGAUCUUGAAGCAACCAUUGAGAUGCUGAAUCAGCUUGAGAUAUACAGCACUGAAGCUCAAGAACACCUCCCAGAGACAUUGGAUAUUGGGGAUCUCUGUGAAUCAGGGCCAUCAAGCUCAAAGGCGUCAACACAAAAGAAGGCAGCUAUAGAAAUCGCUGUAUCGUCACCUUAGGUGGUUAUUCCUAAUGCAACUGUAUCAGCCUGAUCUGAUAUAUCCUUUGCUGUGAAGUUCUUAUGUAU